Messenger RNA from Aspergillus calidoustus, 2227 nucleotides. Lineage: Eukaryota; Fungi; Ascomycota; Eurotiomycetes; Eurotiales; Aspergillaceae. The record is from the annotation of a GenBank genome assembly.
AUUCAACCUUCUUGGGCUUCUGUCAUGGAGUCUCCUACGCAAAACGCGACCGCCCCUCAAGCAUGCGGGGCGUGUAAAAAACACAAGCGGAAAUGCGACAAAUUGCUGCCUCAAUGCAGCCUUUGCGUCCGCACCUGCCGCACCUGUGACUAUAACGAUGCUCCUAGACCCCCUCCAACGGCGGCCGAGGUCGCCGCCCUUCAAGCAAGACUGGCGGUACUGGAGCACCAAGUGCGCAGUACUUCCGUUCCCUCGGACUCUGUGUCCGCUACUCUCAGUGUCUCUGGGAACAGUGUGCUUCCCGCUGAAUCUAUCGCAACGACAGGGCCUAGCCAGGGACCAGCCGGCUUUCCGUCGGCUUUGUUCUUGGAUUUUGAUUGCUACCGAUGGUCGAACAUGCAACUGCCGAGACCGGAUGUUGGCUUUCCGACGGAAGUACUAGAAAUCCUCAGCCAGGAAAACACUGUGCUGGAAAUUUCGACCCUUUACUUUGGCACAAUUCAUCGCUGGCUGCCUAUAGUCUCAAAAAAGCGCAUGGAGCUUGGCAUCUCGUUGCAGAGCAGCGGACCGGACCUCGCCAUGCUUUUCCUCGCAAUGAGACUGAACAUUUCCCUUCCAACGGCUGGAACCAACUCACUGUAUUCUAUUUCUAAAAGCUUUCUGGCGACGCUCGAAGCAGGUGGUCUGGUAUCCCUUGUCUAUCUGCAAGCCAUGAUCCUAGUCGCCGUCUACGAAUACAGCCACUCCAUCUAUCCGGCCGCAUGGAUGACUGUGGGAGCAUGCGCCCGACUUGCGGAGCUAGUUGGGCUGUCAUCGGGUACGGAGUCGAUGAAAGUUAUGAGUCGCGCGACGACCUGGACAGAGGUGGAAGAAAAGCGACGGGUUUGGUGGGCCAUAUAUAUCCUAGACCGGGUUAUAUCCCUCGGCAGUCGCAGGAGAUUCUCUUUUCCUGAGCCGCUAGAUGGCCAUGUCCUUCCUGCCAGCGAUGAAGCUUGGGAUUCGGGCGAUGUGACAAACAUUAUCCAAUACUCAAACACAACCCCCUUCUCAACCCAAAUAUCGCCAUUUGCUCGGCUCUGUCAGUCCGCCAUGUUCAUCAGUCGCGCCGCGGCAUUCCGCAACAGUUCCCAGACGGCGCCCCGGAACCAUAUGAUUGCACUUACUAGCCUGACUGAGGAACUUUGUACCUACAGCUUGAUCCUCAGCGACGAAAUCAUCUCCUCCCCCCUGGAUAGCUACUUUCGCCUCCUCGCGCCCCGCUGCCUGGCGUGGUCCGCCCUUUUCAUGCUGCUUGAUAACUACUGCUGCCCUGAGAAGCUCAGCGCCGAACCGGGUUUCACCCCAUCCGGCGAAGUCAAGGGACCGGAGGAACUUGCUACUCAGCUACAGGCCACGCUCGUUGUGCGAAGUAUCAGCGACCAGGCGCAUGAGCAGACAAAGACCCUCAUGGACAUCUUAUUUGGCCCGGCUUCAAGUAUGGAUAGUAUGAAUACAAUAGGGAGUUUGAGUCCGCUCUCGCUAGACGCCCUGUAUUGCUCCAUGGUCACAUUCCAGUGGAUCUAUCGCGAAGGGGGAGAGGAGCUGGCCAAGUCUCAACUAGAGGAUAUGGAGGCUUGGAUGCGGAGAAUGAGUGAGCGGUGGAGGCUUGCCUCUGAGUAUCUGACUCUCUCUGAGAUCUACCGUACUGCUGAACCCUCUUAGAUGCAGUCUGAAAGCACUACUAAAUGAUACAUUCUCCCUGUAACCUGCUCGCUGGUCAAACUUCAACUCGAUGUGAAAUGCAUAUGGAGCUCAUCAGCCCUGAAAGCCGAUCUGUCGGAGAUCGCGGCGUACGUAAUAUUCGGUACACCACCAAAAUAUGAAGGUCUGAUUCCUCGAAUCUAGCAGCGAGGCCGCACUAAAUACGGAAGAAAUAGGGGUAACCUAAUUAACUAAAUUAGGCAGUAGGAACGAUACGAUGAAUGACGGAGCGGGUGCUGGCUAACGGUAACUUCGGCGUUGACGCAGAAUACUAGCGGUCACUAAAGGUCGACACGAUCCUUUAUCAAGGAGUGCAUAAAUUAGGUGCCUACCGAGAUAACCCCUGUCCAUACGUCCGCAUUGCAUGCUGCUCGACAUGGUCGCGUUUCCGCCACAGUCCAACUUCACUUUGUGGAGGUCGGCCACACGUGCGGGGCUUGCGGCCGCUGGAUUACGAGUACAGAAGGAUAGCCACGUGACAUCGGCG